This is a messenger RNA of Dioscorea cayenensis subsp. rotundata (Guinea yam), 1013 nucleotides long. RefSeq lists its product as uncharacterized. The transcript is spliced from 4 exons. The record is from RefSeq and is a predicted model, not a curated record. The coding region runs from base 138 to 818 and encodes 226 amino acids. NCBI's taxonomy places the organism in Eukaryota, Viridiplantae, Streptophyta, Magnoliopsida, Dioscoreales, Dioscoreaceae.
AAACCUUUCCCAAAAAUCCCUAGAAGGACAAAUUUUAGGGUUUUGGUUCCCUUCAAUGAUGUCGGAUUGCACGACCAAGGAACUGUAAACUUCUUUUAAUUCAUAUACUGAAUCAUCCAUUUAUUUAGCUUGGUUCAAUGGGAAGCAUUGUGAGUUCAUUAGUGUCAAACUUUUUCAAAGCUGUCGGUAACUUGUUCAGUGCUCCGUUAGAUUUUCUUUCUGGAAAAUCUUGCAGCGCAACAUGUGGAUCGACAUGGGAUCUAACGUGUUACAUCGAGAAUUUCUGCGUGGCUAAUCUGUUGAAGCUGGUAGCUGUGUUGUUCCUCUUUUAUAUGGGUAAGCAAACAACACUCUUUCUGUUGUUGUUCUUCUACCUCCUCUACAAAAUCGGCAUUUGUCAAUGCCUCGGCCGAAGUAUUUGCAAGAUGCUAUGGGCCUGUGUCACAUCCUGCUAUUUAUCGUGCGAGUAUUGCUGCAUGUUUCUUCGGUUUAAAAUACGGAAACUAAAGAAAAUGAAGCAUGAACACUCAAUGAGUAUGGAAGAGUACAACUCAAGCACCACUAGCAGUGAAGAAUUUGAAGCAAGAUCAAAGGAGUUCAGACGAUCAUUGUCUCGCCGAUCAAAAGAAAGGCGAAGAGCUCAUUUGGAAAGAUCAUUAAGGCCGAGAAGCCAUCGAAUCAGUGUCGGAAUCACUAGAAGUUAUCCUGAGAAAUCGAAGAAGUACAGGAAUGUAGGUUCAGUCCAUGACAUUAGAGUCACUCGAACAUCGAAAUUUGUUCAGAAAUCUAGUUUUAACAGGAGAUACAGAAGGUGGUGAUUGAUCAUAAAUUGGCAUGAUACUUGUUGGAAUAAUUAGUACUAUAAUUAUUGUAUGACUUCAUUGAUGAUUCAAUUUGAUUUUAUUUGUUAUUUAAAUUGGAAUCUUGGAGUUGAUAUUCUCAUGCUUGACAAAAACACAUGAGGUUCUUGUUUUUUUUUUUGUUUUUUUUGUUUUUAUGGAGAAAACAUGAGA